GCAGAAAUCACCGAUUCCAAGUCCAAACCGAUGGAGGGCGGCUGUAGUGGUUCGUCGUCGAGCGAGCCGGCGGCGCCGGCGAGGAAGAGGAAGCCCGGGACAUGGAGAAGGCUCCCGCGCACCCUGCCGCUGGAAGUGGAGGUCAGGAUGAAGUUGGGUUCCAUAACGCAUGAGGAGCUGAAGCGGCAGCACCUGGCGCGCGCCGAGGAGCUGGAGAAGAUGGACGACAGCGGGUGCGACACGGAGGAUGCCAAGAUCGCCUUCAAGGCGUUCAAGGAGGAGCAUGUCCGCUGGUACCGCAAGCUCGCCGAGGGCUGGCCGGAGCAUAUAGUCAUCAACUACAACCCCAAGCCCAGCGACACAGAGGAAGAGUAUCUGACCGCCGAGGACAUGGAAGCAUGCUUCACUCAUCGUAACCCCACUCAUGGAGCACAACUAAAACACUUUGCUUGCCUUGCUUUGGCACAUUACAAUGCCAGAAAGACCGAGCACAAGUUUGACCUUGCGGAGGCCUUGACAUCUAACUGCUUUUCUGAGGCGUGUGGGACGACAUAUGGUCAUGUCAACUUCACCGCCAUUCCCCAGAAGACUAAUGACCCUACGAAGAGGUUGUUCUUCGCUGAGCUCAUGCUCAUUCCGGAGCUCCAGAUGGAGGAGGAUACCGAGCCUAUGCGUGUGCUGCAUGUCUCAACUAUUGAUGAUGUUCCCUGUUAUGGUAUGUUUUCUGGAUAUCUUAUUAUGUAUUCUGGCACUGUACCUAAAUAUUGGUUGCUAGUUUUGUAUUGUCACCACUCGCUAGAUGUAUUUAGCAACUAACAUGGUGCUGUUGGUGGUUAAAGCUCCCAUCAUUAGGUACCAACCCUUACUUGGUCACACUACUAGGGACCAAGAAAAUGUUAGUGACUCUAGGUCCUUCACAAUUAAUUGGUGCUUGGUAAUAGUAGAUAUUAUAGAUCGCCUUGGCUGCUAUGACCUUGUUGAAUGCAUAGUAAACAUAUAGCAUAGAAAUAAUAAUUAUGAAAAAACAGAUGUCUUCAUAUAGUAUUGGCUCAGCAGGAGCGAUAAGCCAUAUUCACGGUAAGAAAUAUAAUGAAGUCUUUCCCAUUCGUUACCCUGAUCCUACUACGAGGAAAGAUGCACAUUUCCUAAAUCAGUCACUGAGAAGCUGCUUCCAAUGUGGUUGUUUCUCGUGUAUCCAAUUUAAUCAUGGACAUGUAUGAGAAAGAUCACAAUAUUAUGGAACAACAAAUAUAUAUCUAUUAAAGAAAAUAGGUAUUCUUGGUUUGGUUCCUCUUUGUUUUGUCCUGCUUUUUGAUGAUUUUUACGUAUGCUAUUUUCUGGUUUGGUUGAGGAACGUAUGUAUAACAUACGUGCAUAGAAAACGAGAAACAAAAGGCUGCAGACAUGCGUGCAAAGGAAAUCGGGCCGGCCGGCCCAUGUGCAAAGGAAACGAAAAACUAACUGCUGAGGGCGUACGUGAAAGGAAACUGGGACGGACGGCCCAUAUAUCUAUUUUA
Molecule: messenger RNA, 1517 nt
Organism: Triticum aestivum (bread wheat)
Lineage: Eukaryota; Viridiplantae; Streptophyta; Magnoliopsida; Poales; Poaceae
Exons: 3
Coding region: 31-816 (261 amino acids)
Source: RefSeq, a predicted model, not a curated record